AUGAUCGAGACAGAAAAUCGCCCUAUUCUCCCAGCUCCCUCUUGCGACGAGGCCCCAAGGGAGACGCCUCCAGGACUGAAUCCUGUUGAUGCUCCUGAUGUCGAGGUCGCGGCCACACCGCUCCCCAAAUUACAGCUCUUCAUCCUGCUUUACCUCCAGCUCGCCGAGCCAAUCACCUCGACGGUCAUCUACCCAUUCGUCAACCAACUCGUGCGCGAGACCGGCAUCACCGGCGGCGACGAGCGCAAAACCGGCUACUUCGCCGGGCUCAUCGAAUCGUGCUUCUACGCAGUAGAGGCCGUCUGCGUGCUGCAAUGGGGCCGCGCGUCAGACCACAUCGGGCGCAAGCCCGUGCUGCUCGGGGGCCUGCUCGGGCUCACGCUGUCGAUGCUCGGGUUCGGCGUGUCGCGCGCGUACUGGGCGCUCGUCCUCAGCCGCUGCGCGGAGGGCGCGCUGAACGGGAACAUCGGCGUCACGAAGAGCAUGAUGGCGGAGAUCACGGACCACACGAACCGCGUGCAGGCGUUCGCGUUCUUCCCGAUGUCGUGGCAGGUUGGGGGGACGCUUGGGCCGAUCAUUGGGGGCGUGUUUGCGCGCCCGGCGGAUCGGUGGCCUGGUUUCCGGGAGUCUGCGUUUUGGAAGACUUAUCCGUAUUUCUUGCCUUGUGUGAUCGCGGCGAGCAUUUCGAUCAGCGCAUUCGUGCUGGCUGCGAUUGGCCUGAAGGAGACACUGCCUAGGCAGCCGCGGAAGAAACACGAUGUGCCGGCGCCGGCGCCGACAGAUAUCGAAAAGCUCAACGAAUCUACACCCGGCCAAUCGUCUACAAAAGCCGUCGAGAAAGAUCCUGCUGUGGCCGUAAACGAAGUCGCUGUUGCCGUCACGGACCGCGACGCUCCCGCCGUGGGCUUCCGCUCCAUCCUCGUCCCGCGCGUCCUCUGGGCUAUCCUGAACUACGCCUUCCUCACGCUCCUUGACCAGUCCAUUACCGUGCUCGUCCCGCUCAUGUACUCCACGAGCAUCGCGCUCGGCGGGCUCGGCUUCGCCCCGUUUACGAUUGGGCUCGUGCAAGGCGUUGGCGGGUGCGUCGGCGGGCUCAUCCAGAUCUUCACGUUCCCGUGGUUCCACCGCACGUUUGGCGCGCGGAAGUUGUAUAUCAACACGUACGUGAUGUACGUCAUGGUGUUUGCGUUGUUCCCGCUGGAGAGCUUUGUGACGAAGAGGGCGGGUGGCGUGGGCGCGGUGACAUGGGCGCUCGUGGUGCUGCAGUAUGCCGCGUACGUCGUGUCGUACAUGAGCUGGGGUUGCGUCUUUCUCGACAUCAGCGACGCGGCACCCAACCAGAGGGCGCUUGGGCUCACGAACGGCCUCGCUCAGACGACGUGUUCGAUCAUCCGCGCUAUUGGGCCGUCACUCGCAUCCUCGUUGUUCUCCGUGACGCUAGAACACCAUCUGGCUGGAGGGACACUUGGAUACUGGGUGCUAGUACAUUCAGAAAAUAGCAAGCCGCGCGAGCAUGGCCCGUUGAAGCAGUACAAGUAA
Trametes versicolor FP-101664 SS1 is the source of this 1539-nucleotide messenger RNA. RefSeq names its product MFS general substrate transporter. Gene Ontology annotation, biological process: transmembrane transport. Gene Ontology annotation, molecular function: transmembrane transporter activity. The record is from RefSeq and is a predicted model, not a curated record. The transcript is spliced from 6 exons. Bases 1 to 1539 code for a protein of 512 amino acids. Lineage: Eukaryota; Fungi; Basidiomycota; Agaricomycetes; Polyporales; Polyporaceae.